GUUCUGGUGGAAAGCGAUACAAUCGCAUAUGUUGACACUGUUGACACUAGACAUUGUAGCGUAAACUACUAACUUUAAACAGUUGCAUAGUUCAUCCGGACACGUCGUUCGGCUUGCUUUCGUGAUUUGGCUGCCAAAAACAGGCAGCUAAUGCCGUAAGAUGCCGGAAAUAAAAGUAACACCACUGGGUGCUGGACAGGAUGUUGGACGCAGCUGCAUCAUCGUCUCCAUCGGAGGCAAAAACAUCAUGCUGGACUGUGGCAUGCACAUGGGAUACAAUGAUGAUAGACGCUUCCCAGACUUCUCUUACAUCAUCCAGAAUGGACGCCUGACAGACUUUUUGGACUGUGUGAUCAUCAGCCAUUUCCACUUGGAUCACUGCGGCGCUCUGCCCUACAUGAGCGAGAUGGUGGGCUACGACGGUCCCAUCUACAUGACCCACCCCACCAAGGCCAUCUGCCCCAUCCUGCUGGAGGACUUCCGCAAGAUCACCGUUGACAAGAAGGGCGAGACCAACUUCUUUACCUCGCAGAUGAUCAAGGACUGCAUGAAGAAAGUCGUCCCUCUCAACCUGCACCAGACUGUACAGGUGGACGACGAGUUGGAGAUCAAGGCGUACUAUGCUGGCCACGUUCUUGGUGCGGCGAUGGUGCUCAUCAAAGUGGGAUCAGAGUCUGUGGUCUACACCGGGGACUACAACAUGACACCUGACAGACAUUUAGGCGCUGCGUGGAUCGACAAGUGCCGUCCUGACAUCCUCAUAUCAGAGUCCACAUAUGCCACCACCAUUCGGGACUCCAAGAGGUGCAGAGAGAGAGACUUCCUGAAGAAAGUGCACGAGAGCAUAGAAAGAGGAGGAAAAGUUCUUAUUCCAGUGUUUGCCCUUGGAAGAGCUCAGGAAUUGUGCAUCCUCUUGGAAACAUUUUGGGAGAGAAUGAACCUGAAGGCGCCCAUCUACUUCUCUACGGGGCUGACGGAGAAAGCCAACCACUACUACAAGCUCUUCAUCACAUGGACCAACCAGAAGAUCAGGAAGACCUUUGUUCAGAGGAACAUGUUUGAAUUCAAGCACAUCAAAGCCUUCGACCGCUCCUACGCUGACAACCCGGGGCCCAUGGUGGUGUUUGCCACGCCCGGAAUGCUGCACGCUGGACAGUCCCUGCAGAUCUUCAAGAAGUGGGCCGGCAAUGAGAAGAACAUGGUCAUCAUGCCGGGGUACUGCGUCCAAGGAACCAUUGGACACAAGAUCCUCAAUGGACAGAGGAAGUUGGAGAUGGAAGGCAGAGCCACACUGGACGUGAAGCUGCAGGUGGAAUACAUGUCGUUCAGCGCCCACGCCGACGCCAAGGGCAUCAUGCAGCUCAUCCGCAUGGCCGAGCCUCGCAACAUGCUGCUGGUGCACGGCGAGGCGGUCAAGAUGGAGUUCCUCAAGGGAAAGAUCGAGCAGGAGUUCAGUAUCGACUGCUACAUGCCGGCAAACGGCGAGACCGCCACGGUGACGACGAAUCCCAGAGUUCCAGUGGAUAUGUCGCUCAACCUUCUCAAGAGGGAAGUGGCUCUGGGAGGACCUUUGCCAGAUCCCAAAAAGCCACGUAUCAUGCACGGAACCCUCAUCAUGAAAGACAACGGUCUCAAGCUGGUGUCGUCGGAACAAGCUCUGAAGGAGCUGGGACUCAACGAGCAUCAGCUGCGCUUCACGUGUCGCGUGCAGCUCCACGACCCUCACAGCGACCCCGACACACUCCGACGGAUCUACACGCACCUCAAGAGCAUCUUAAAGGGUUACGCCAUCCAGCACCUUCCCGACGGCACCGUCAUGGUGGAGUCCAUCGUCAUCAAAGUGUCGUCCUCCCCUGACGACGCCAACACCAAGGUCAUCCUGCUGUCCUGGAGUUACCAGGAUGAAGAUCUUGGAAGCUUCCUUUCGACUUUGUUGAAAAAAGGCCUUCCGUCCGGACUUUAAAUAUGUGUGUGCAUUGGAAACAUGAAAAAUGUUGAGGCACACACGCUUUAGGUAGGCUACACACAGACAACAAAUGGUCAACGUGAUUUAUUGUGACACACACUUAUAGCUAGUGAGGCACAGCAACAUAUGUACAGGUAUAUGUUGCUAGGCAGAAGUUGUGCCCCAAAAUGACGUACACAUGCAGCAGCCAUGCCCACAGGCUUGUCUCCGUGGCAGCGAGCAUAGUAAGGACAGGGAGAGCCAGCAGGAACAUGUCGUCACACUCAAGAAAAUAAUCGCCCCGCAAGUAUUAUUAGGUUACUUAUACACUAUGAUUCACGAAGCCAUUUGUCGGGCUUUUUUUUUAACCGCAUUGCUCUCUGCUGGAUAGGUGGGUCUCUGCCCCACUUGCUCCCAAUGCAAAAUGGCCACUGAUCUUGUGCCAAAGUGCAAAAGUCAAAUCAUGACUCUUCACGAUGACACGCUUUGACGCGUUGGCAUUCAGCAGUGACGUACCCAAUCAAUGAACAAGGAUUCGAUGUACCAAGUCAUUAAUAAUGAUAAUAAACCAUUUUUUUAAUGAAAAUGAACCAUUUUGAGAUGUUUUCCCUGACUUUAAAUUCAAGAUUAAACAUUAAUGGAUGGUGUCGUGGAUCUAGCACACGUGACACGGUGCAAAAGUUUUGGGACUUCGCGAUUAGACUGCUGUAAUAGUCUCUUCUCAUGUCUUGGCAAGAAAGAGCUGUCUCGCCUACGAUUGGUGCAAAACUCUGCAGCAAGGAUUUUGACCUGUACAAAUAGGAGGACACAUAAAAACGUGUCCCUCAUUCCCCCAUUCUAAACUCUCUUCAUUGGCUGCCAGUUUCCUGUUGGAAACAUUUUAAAACUCUAGUUCUCACUUUUAGAGAGUUGCAUAGUCAGACCUCUUCUUAUAUAAGUGAUCUGAUUCAGCCCUACACUCCCGUUGGCGCUCUGAGGUCUGUGGAUCAGAACCUACUGAUGGUUCCACGUACUCGUUUCCGGACCAGAGGAGACCGAUCUUUCCAGGUUGUUGUUCCGAGGCUUUGGGAUGAUCUUCAUCUAUUUCUGCGUUCAUUAGAUUCUGCUGAUGCUUUUAAAAUCUAACUUAAAUUGUUUUUAUUUGUUAAAGCUUUCUGAUUGGGCUGACGUGACUGUGUUGUUUUAUUUAACUGUGCGUAUGCUGUGAUUUUUUAAAUAUGAUUAUGAAGCGCUUUGUGACUUUGUUUGUCUGUGAAAGGUGCUACAGUAUAUAAAUACAUUUUACUUACUUACUUACAUGUCUUUCCCUUUUCUUUGCGGACUAAAGAGAGAAAACCAGCUAGCAUGUGAGAGGUAACAAUGCACGUAAUGGGACACACCUUUAUCGACUAUAAAGCCCUCUAUAAAACACAUUAAUGAUAACAUGUAAUACCUACUGUAUUGUCAUAUGUUUGCCAUUUUAAGCAUUACUUGAACAUUUUUCCUGGGGGCAUUAAUUUCACAGAGCCCAUAGCAGCUAACACUACUUCCAUCAAGAACAGCAGCAUAGAAAGCGUGUGUCUGUUGGCUACUACUAAUCAUGGCAGACUUCAUGAGAGCCGCCGCCGACAACUACUUUUGGACAAAUAAUGAUCCAGAACCUUAUCUUUUUGAGCCUGAGUGUACGGAGGAUGAGCUAUAGGUUUUAGAAGCUAAGUGGGCAAGAAGAGAGAGUGAAACGUCGGAGCAGAUGGGGGCCGAGAGAGUCAGGACCGGCAUGACUUGGUGGCCUGCCAAGCCAUGUCGACAGAAAUCAAGUGUUUCUGCUGAACUGAGUGGCACACGGUGUUACCAUCAAUCGAAAGGCUUUGCGUAUAUGGCGUAUAUGGAGGACAUUGCUGUAAGAGACUACAUAGCAACCAACGAAGAAUUGUUCUGUUGUUUUUUUUAGAGGGCUUUUUAAUGUUCAGAUAGGUGGGUCCCAUUACGUGCAUUGUUAGCACCCUCAUGCAAACUGUUUCUCUUUCUUUAGAACCCACAAAAAAGGGAAAGACAUGAGUUCAUGUUCACAUAAAGAUUGAAAAUUUUUAAUUUAUAUGACGACUUUUAAUCUUUUUUAAACUCUUUUUUUUGUCAUAUAACAGCUUGAAUCCUGUAAACUAUUUUAUCGCUAAAUUGUGUUUUUAACAUUGUUACGUGUUAAAAAGGCGGCAUGGCUCAGGUGGUAGACUGGUCAUCUCCCAACCUGAAGGUGGCGGGUUCGAUCGUCCGUCCUGCUGUGAUCAUGUCGAAGUAUCCUUGGGCAAGAUACUGAACCCCCAGUUGCUCCUGGUGCUGCAUCAUCAGUAGGUAAAUGUGCUAACAGUCUCAAAGCAAUUUGAUUGCCUUGAAGGUGGAAAAGCGCUAUACAAGUGAAAGAUCAUUUACCAUUACGACUUAAAUCUUGUACAAAAAACAUGCUUUUUUACUCAUUUCAUGAUUUUUAUCGCAUAAAACUGUUUUUGGAAUUUUUUUCUUGCUAAAUUACAACUUUUUUCUUGUAAAUUUACCACAUGUUUCUUGUUCCGUUAUGACUUCAAUCUUUUUUUAUGUGGAUUACGUAUAUUACAACUUUAAUCCCCAGCGUUUCUACGCAAGUAUGGAAAGUAUGGAAUUUGAUUUGAUACAUUAUCAGGUUUGGAAAAGUAUAGAAAAAAGAAACUCAAGCAUGGAAAAAAUAAGACUAUUCUCACUGUUCUGUUUUCUAGAGAGAAAAAAAAAUUGAAAUGACUAAAAAAUUGAAAAAGAAAGUAAUGGAUGGAUCUGUUUUUCUAAGGCGCAUGGUGGGGCAGCUAAGAUGUUUGUGUGAGAGCACACAGUGGUCGACACAUCUUGGAAAAUAUUUAGGAAGAUUGAAUGGCCAGCCCUCUGCUGUUAUCCUCCUCCAAACCUUUGUAUGAGCUACAUUACCUAGCUAUAAUCUCCUGGAAAUUAUAUGGUGACAUAAUGGCAUCCAUAUUCAGAAUAAUGAAAACAAAUCAUUAAUUCCAUGAUUUAUUUACACGAUACUAUGGCUGCAAUUAACGAUUGUUUUCUUUGUCUAUAACUCUGAAGCUUGUUGUUUGGGUUAAUAGAGUAAUUGGUCAGGCCCUAGAUGGACCAAAGCAACAUCAACCAAACAAACAGUUAGUGGUUUGGUCCGCAACAUAUCAGAGAAGAGGCAAAAAAAAAUUUUUUCCACAGUCAAAGCUGAUGUGUGUGAACGUCUUGUUUUGCCUUAAACACAAAGAUAAAAGGUCUGUUUUCAUGGAUGACUAAGGAAAUUUAAAAAAUAUUUACAUGUGAGAGGCGGAAAUCAGAGGGUAUUUACAUUUUCAAACAAAGAAAACAAUUAAUUGAAGACCAAAAUUGUUGUCGAUUAACUGGAUAAUCGAUUAAUCACCGAUUCAUCAAUUAAUUGUUGCGGCUCUAAUGAUAUACAUCUAUUUACUGAGUCUGGAAAAAGUCUGGAAUUUUGAAAUAUCAGAUCCGUAGGAACCCUGAAAACGUAAUUCUGCUAAUAUUACAUGAAUAUAUUUUUCAUUCGUUGUUUUCCUUUUUAACGUGGCCCUAAUCCUCAUUGGAAGACUACUAUUUUGAAGCAUGGCUGUGGGGAUUUUUGUCCAUUUCUGGUGUUGGACACUGUUCUUGUUCUUCCACACCAAACUCCUCCAAGCAUGCCUUUAUGGAGCUUGCUUUGUGCACUGGGAAUGGAAAAGGGUCUUGCCCAAAGUGUUCCCACAAAGUUGGAGGCAAACAAUGUCUUGUUAAAAUGAAGAAUUAAGUCCAAGCUGUGAUCGAUUGAUACUUUAUAGUCCAGUGUUGCUCAACUAAUCCUGUCUCAUCGCAUCGUGAUGGUAUAAACGCCACGACGCCUCCGUACUCUCCCCCACAGCCAAGUCCUGCUCAGGGGCUUCCACGUACAGUGGCUGGUAGUGACGUAGUAGAGCAGAGGGUCCAGGCAAGUGUUGAGGAUGACGAGGGCCAUGGUGACCCUCCUGGCAGCGUAGAUGGCGUUGGCGGGGGCGCACCUCUGGAUGACCUCCAAGCGGCGCAACAGGUGCAGCAGGUAGACCACGUGGUUGGGCAGGAAGCACAGAAGUGUGAUGGCCAGGAUGGUGUAGAUGACCCUCAGGGCUCUGCGGGCUGUCAUCGUGUGGAUCCUGGAGAUGCGCCUUGCAGCCAGCGGGUAGCACACCAGGAUGAUGGCGGAUGGCAGCAGGGAGCAGAAGAUGAGGCUCAGGAGGCUGUAGGCCACCAGACGGGAGCUCCACUCUUGCGCGGUGAAGUUCUCAAAGCAGCUGUGGCCUCCUGAAGCAUUAGUGUUGGUCUCCAGGGGUCCCAUGAGGAUGAAAACCAGUACGGCCACUACCGCCACACCCCAGAGGGCGGCGCUGGCGAGGAGCGAGCACCGUGUGCUCCUCAGCCUCAAGUAGGCGUGCGGGUGCACUGUGGCCACGUAGCGGUCCAGGCAGAUGCACGUCAUGAAGCAGAUGCUCAAGUAGAUAUUGCCGUAGAAGAGGACCCCCGUGACACGACAGGCCACGUCACCGAACACCCAGUCAUUCCCACGAAGAUGGUAGUGGAUGCGGAAUGGGAGCGUGCACAGGAUGACUACGUCGGCCAGCGCCAGGUUGCUGAUGUAGACGCUGAAAGCCGUGCGGGGGCUGAACUUGAUGGCGAACACGUAGAGCGCCACCAAGUUGCCCGGGAGACCGAAGAGAAGAGCGAAGAUGUAGACGGCCGGGAACAAGUAGAGCUGGUACUCGGUUGGCGGGAGCUGACACUCUGACACUGACACUGUUUGAUUCAUCAUGGCCGAUUCCCGCGUCACCUGGCGAGGUCACAUGAACUUUGUCAUACUUAAAUGUUUCAGAUCAUGGCACAAAUUAAAUAUUAGUCAAUGGCAACACAACGCAACACUAAAUGUAAUUUUUAAAUGAAACUUUUUUUAAUAUUUUAGAACUUCCUUAAGAUGCUAAAUCUCAGACCUUGCAAUUUUUCGACUGGUCUUAAAAUUUUGAAUGUUUUCAAUGUGUGUGUGUAUAUAUAUGUAUGUAUGCUUAUUAUUGUAAGUGUAUAUAUAUGUGCUUAUUUUAUUGAUAUAAACAGGUGUUCAUAAUUAAAUAUAUAUAAUUAAAUAUAUUUAAUGUGAGCUACAGCUAACUAAAAUUAAGUCUAUUAAUGGAACUGAAAGUUUGACUUAAAUACAUUUAAAGAGAUUAUUAAUAGUCUUCUAAGAAUUUAAAAGCUGGGCCACAACAAAGUACAAACAGCUAUGUUUCGUAAAGAUUAAAGUGUAUGUUGUUAAAGUCUAUGUAAACAAUAUCAAAUAAAAAUAGCUCAAAGUGUGACUAAAAUUAAAAAAAAACUAUACAAAUAGAAUAUAUAUAUUUAGAAAUGAUAAGUAAAUUAGUACAGUCUAUGGAUAAAAAGAAAUUACAUUAAAAAGGAGUUAAAGUUUACUUAGUGGUACCUGACGUUGUAAUCCUCAUUAUUGCCACCCAGAGGACUGGAGUGGCAGCGUAUCACCUGGCAAUAUGGUGAUUAGUCAGACAGACAUUUUUGCAUGGUUUCCACUUACAUCUAGUUUGUGUUUGCAUUUUUUCCCUCUCAAAACUUGUUUUGCAUUGUUGAGUUGCAUUAACAAGUAUCAUGUUUAUUUAGUAUAAAGUUUACAUCAAAGCAAAGGUUUUGUCCAAAUACUUGCAAAAGUUUAAACAUAUAGAUAACAUAUAGAUAGAUAAAAAAUUGUCACCUAUGUGCUCCGGAGAUGUCUUGAUCUUGCCUUGGAGAAAAUGUUACAUUGCUGUUUCAAAUGUCUCGCUGUUUAGUUUCCUGUCUUGAUGUGGUGUAGGCGUGUAAGAAAGAUGAGGACAGGAAACAGAAACGACUCUCGCUAUUUUAUAACCCACCUUCUGCUGUGGUAGACAUCCUUUUGCUUCUUUUAUUCUGUUUAUCUCUCCACUUCUACAAUGCAACACCCACACAGGAACGCUUCAAAUGAAUACACAAGUUAUCCCCUACAGAAAGAGCAAGAAGAGCAUUAAUGGAUUCAAAAACUCCCACGUUUAAAUCUGUGACCUUAUUGUUUCAUUCUAAUUUCAGCUUGCUGGAAAAUAUUACAGUGUUUACCGUCACAUUUGAACAUUCUUAGCUGUCAUACAAGUGUAAAAGAAGUGAAUAAGUACGGUGGUCAACACAUAAAACACAAAUAAAACAAAACACACAAAAAAACAAAUAAAAACCAGAAGUCAGACCUUUGACGCCCACUGAACUGAACCCUUGCGAAGCACACCGAGGUUGGAGUUUUGUGUGGUGGUUUGACUGCUUUUGGUGUUGGUGCUCUUAUUAUUGUGCAUUGCUAAAGAAUUCAUUCACAAAAUUUCCAGCUAAGUUUUUUUUUAUUUAUGGUUGGUUUAUUUAUGGUUUAUUUGUUUUAAAUAAACUGUCUGCUAAAUCAAAGUCAACCAAUUCAUAUUUAAAUAAUAUCUUGACUGUAUUACCAUGGCCAUUAUUAUGAACGUGAGAUUAAAAAACAAUAAGCCUUUGUAGUUGUGGAUGGUGCCACACGACAUGACGCUACAUUACUACCAGUCAGAAGAUGGCGCUGAUUUGUCUUCAAUCUUCUUGUCGCCUGCAGAUAAAAAUAAACGACAGCGAAGAAGAAACUGAACACCCCCCCCCGACCAAGACAAACGAGUAUUAGUGGCGUGAUAAUUGAGUAUUGAUUAAAUUAUCCAAUUUAUGACAAAGUUAUAACUUGAUCAAUAUCUAUGUUUUUAGACUUUCUGAACGAUCAAAUUACCGGCUUGCCGUGGCUGUUUUGAUGCUCGUGAAAUAGCAUGUAGUAGAGCCAUGUUGAAAAAUGUCAGCCGAGUUUUAAUGACCAGUUGUGGCCUGCUCUGACGUCACUCUUGCUGAAAGCUUUUUUUUUUUUUUAUAAAGUUGUUAGGUUUUAAUUGUUGUGGA
This is a messenger RNA of Dunckerocampus dactyliophorus (ringed pipefish), 8914 nucleotides long. It is a transcript of the gene ints11, whose product is annotated as integrator complex subunit 11. The coding region runs from base 161 to 1963 and encodes 600 amino acids. The record is from RefSeq and is a predicted model, not a curated record. The transcript is spliced from 17 exons. Gene Ontology annotation, biological process: snRNA processing. Gene Ontology annotation, cellular component: nucleus. NCBI's taxonomy places the organism in Eukaryota, Metazoa, Chordata, Actinopteri, Syngnathiformes, Syngnathidae.